Rana temporaria (common frog) is the source of this 2182-nucleotide messenger RNA. RefSeq names its product speckle type BTB/POZ protein like (gene SPOPL). Gene Ontology annotation, molecular function: ubiquitin protein ligase binding. Gene Ontology annotation, biological process: proteasome-mediated ubiquitin-dependent protein catabolic process; regulation of proteolysis. The record is from RefSeq and is a predicted model, not a curated record. The transcript is spliced from 10 exons. The coding region runs from base 316 to 1497 and encodes 393 amino acids. Lineage: Eukaryota; Metazoa; Chordata; Amphibia; Anura; Ranidae. Gene Ontology annotation, cellular component: nucleus; cytoplasm.
ACCCCCCUAUGCACCCCCAGGGCGCCUGCGCUCUGACAUCUCGCGUCAACAGGGAGACCCGGCGGGACGAGAGUUGAGCGGCGCAUGCGUGAAGUGAACGGAGAAUUCUGUGAGGUGCCGGUACUCAGCUGGGAAGAAGUAACGGCGGACAAGCCGGAAAGUAGCCGGACACGUCCCGACUGCAAUAUGUGACCUUCCCGGAGCCCGCGUGUGCCGAGGCUUGCCCAUGGAGCCAUGGAGGGUCGGGACUGAGAGCCCCCCGGCGCAGAGAGCCAGGACUGUGUGUGCUGCGCCUGAUCACCGAUAGGAGGCGCCAUGUCUGUCGGGUCCACAGCGCCCCCCUCCGCUCCGGUGGCGGCCGGAGGACCUGUGGCUGAGAGCUGGUGUUACACCCAGGUUAAAGUAGUGAAGUUUUCCUAUAUGUGGACCAUAAAUAAUUUUAGUUUUUGCCGAGAAGAAAUGGGAGAAGUUUUAAAAAGUUCUACUUUCUCUUCGGGGCCAAAUGAUAAGAUGAAAUGGUGUUUGCGGGUGAACCCCAAAGGGCUGGAUGAUGAGAGCAAGGAUUACCUAUCUUUAUACCUGCUACUGGUUAGCUGUCCGAAGAGUGAAGUUCGAGCAAAGUUUAAAUUUUCUCUAUUAAAUGCAAAAAGGGAAGAAACAAAAGCCAUGGAAAGUCAAAGAGCUUACCGGUUUGUUCAAGGCAAAGACUGGGGCUUUAAGAAAUUUAUUCGGCGAGAUUUUUUACUUGACGAAGCUAAUGGUCUCUUACCGGAUGAUAAACUUACCUUGUUCUGUGAGGUGAGUGUGGUUCAGGAUUCUGUGAACAUGUCAGGCCAGUUCAGCAACAAUAACUUGAAGGUUCCAGAAUGUCGUCUGGCGGAAGACUUGGGGCAUCUCUGGGAGACGACCCGAUUCACAGAUUGCAGCCUCUAUGUAGGAGGUCAGGAAUUUAAAGCUCAUAAAUCUAUCCUAGCAGCUCGCUCCCCCGUAUUCAGUGCAAUGUUUGAACACGAGAUGGAGGAAAAUAAAAAGAAUAGAGUAGACAUUCAUGAUGUGGAACCUGAAGUAUUUAAAGAAAUACUGAGAUUUAUGUAUACGGGAAAAGCCCCCAAUCUAGACAAGAUGGCUGAUAACUUGAUGGCAGCAGCAGAUAAAUAUGCAUUAGAGCGAUUAAAAAUCCUGUGUGAAGAAGCUUUAUGCAGUAGCCUUUCAGCGGAAAAUGUUGCUGAUGUCCUUAUCUUGGCAGAUUUGCACAGUGCCGAGCAGCUGAAAGCACAAGCAAUAGACUUUAUUAACAGAUGUAGUCUUCUCAGGCAACUAGGUUGCAAGGACGGCAAAAACUGGAAUGGCAGUCAAGCAACCGACAUAAUGGAGACUGCAGGCUGGAAAUCCAUGAUCCAGUCCCACCCACAUUUAGUGGCAGAGGCCUUCCGAGCACUGGCGUCCGCACAAUGUCCGCCCUUUGGAAUUCCCAGAAAGCGACUAAAACAGUCCUGAAACAUGCUCAUGAACUGCGUAUUUCCACCAAUAAAGGAUAGGACACUCAGUGUUCCAAACUGAGUACCACACAAGCUGAGGCAUCCGUUCUCUCCCACUUCACGUGCCCACGGGGGACUGAGGACAUCGCUAGCAUUGCGGAUGGAUGAUGUGAUCCACAGCUUUAAAUUGGACUGGUUGAUCUCCGACUCACUGAAUGGCCUUAAAUUACCCUCAGCAGAUCCCAUCUAUACUGUGUUACGUACGGCAGUUUACGUGUUUUUUUUUUUUUUCUUUGUUUUUAUAAAUAAACUGUGCCUUGUCGUGUGACCAGGCUAUGCAGGAUUGCACUAACUCUAUAAUACGGUAAUAACUGAAUUCUGGUUUUUCAGAAGGAUAGUUGUUGUUUUUUUUUGUUCUGUGGAAAAAAAUUUGUUUUGCUUUGUCCAUGUUCCGUGUCAUAGAUGGAAACCUUUUUGGCUCUCCAGAUGUUGUGAGACUACAAAAACCAGCAUGUUGCGUUGCCUUUAGCCAUCAGUGGGUUGCUUUUAUAUUGCACUCCCAUACUGCACUAAGAAAAGGGGAGGCUGAAAAUGUGACUUGAGCUUUGAAAGAAUCUGAUUAGAGCCGUGGGUCAGCACAGAAUGUCUUAGACAAUUAUUUAAUUGGACCUAUUACUGGUUAAAGUAAACACGUCACCACCUCU